UAUAAAACUUUUUAUACAAGACUUGAACAAGACGCAAGAGAAGCAGGAGAAAUAAGUCAUACCACAGGAUAUGGAAAAGAGCAUUAUGAUGAAAUCGGCUCUCUUUUUCGCUCUCUUGAUUUUGUAGCUGGGCUGGAAAUGAGAUUUGCAGAAGGGAGGGGACCCAUUGUUUCUGGAAAAUGCAACAAAGUGGAAGAGUGUGAACAUACACCAUUUUGCGAUGGAUGCAAAGUGUGUUCGUGUCUAGAAACACACUUGUGGUUGUGCUCCAACUUGUUGUGUGAUGCUAAUACUAGUGAUAACAAUGUCACCGCUACUACUAGUACUCUACAUCAUACCAUCAAUUCUUCAUCUCUAGCGCAUUGAAGCUACCGUUGAUCAUCUAUUAUCGGCCUUUAUUUUGCAUAUUAUAUUAUUAUGUUGAACUUUGUCUAUGUUGAGACAAAAUAAAAUAAUAAUAACUGUAUGGUGUAGUAAGGAACUAAGUCAGAAAAAAAAAAA
Linum tenue is the source of this 501-nucleotide messenger RNA. The record is from the annotation of a GenBank genome assembly. Lineage: Eukaryota; Viridiplantae; Streptophyta; Magnoliopsida; Malpighiales; Linaceae.